Drosophila grimshawi is the source of this 3421-nucleotide messenger RNA. It is a transcript of the gene sals, whose product is annotated as nucleoporin NUP159. Gene Ontology annotation, molecular function: actin binding. Lineage: Eukaryota; Metazoa; Arthropoda; Insecta; Diptera; Drosophilidae. The transcript is spliced from 8 exons. The coding region runs from base 373 to 3246 and encodes 957 amino acids. The record is from RefSeq and is a predicted model, not a curated record.
CAAAAUAAUUUAGCGCAAAAAAAAAAAAAGAAAAAAACAAACGGCAAUUUGAAAUAACUUUUGGACAAGUGGAGAGUAAGCCAAGUGAAGGUCUCUGCUACCCGGACAACGUCUCACCGUCAACGGUUGGUGCUCUGGUGCUAAUGUGCAAAGUUUUAUGUUUUCAUCCACAACAACAACAACAACAACAACAACGAGGGGAAAAAUCACAGAAAAUUAUUUAAAAAGUGUGUGCAAAUAGACGACGAAAAGUGGGCGAAAACUGUGUGUCAGCAGCAACAUCCAAAGCAGCAACAACAACAACAAAAACUAUAACAACAACCCCUGGAGAAUUAACAGAACGGAAAACAGUUGACGUUAAGUUUGCGCAAAAUGCCCUUCGUGUCGCCCCGUAGCACAACAACAGGCACUGGCAGCGGCGCUGGCGCUGGCGCAGGCAGCAGCGGACGCACCACAUUUCGUCCGCCGUGGGUGAAGGAGGAUGCUGCCACAGCAUCCAGCAAUGUGGCUGCCACUAAGCCGUGGGCUAAAAAGGCAGCUGCAACCAAGGAGAAUGGGGAGAAGGCAGCAACAGCGCCGGCACCAGCACCAACAACAACAACCACAAAAACAGCCAACAGCAAAGGAAAGGCAGCGCCAGCGCCAGCAACAACAACAACAACUGCGUCUAAAAAGCCAGCUGAGCCGGCCAAAAAGACAGCUGUCGAGCCAGCGAAGAAGGCAUCAACAACAGCAGCAGCAGUGAAGAAAACCGCAGAGCCUGUGAAAAAAGCACUUCCAGAACCAGUGAAAAAAUCAGCACCAGAACCAGUGAAGAAAGUGGCAACCAGUUUGGCCACAAGGAAGCCAGCGGCUAAAAAGAAGGAGCCCACGCCGCCGCCUGAGUCAUCCUCCGAGGAAGAAGAAAGCGAAGAAGAGGAGGAGGAAGAAAGUGAAGAGGCAACUGAGUCUGAGGAAGAAAGUGAAGAAGAGGAAACCGAAGAAGAAGACGAUGACGACGAUGAUGACGAUGAUGAUGAUGAUGACACGACGCUGGAUGCCAAGUUGCCGGAACAUGUGAAGAAGGCGGCACAACUCCGUCCGACGCAGAUCAACAAGAAGCCGGAUCAGAAGGAAAGUGAGUUGACACAGCGUUUCACACUAGAGAAACCUAAAUUGCGCAGCGUUGUGGUCAAGCGGGACAAGUCGAUGAAAAAGAUUGCGCCCGAGGACGAUGAUGAGGCCGUCGACGGCGAAACGGAGGAGGAGCGCGAGCGUCGUUUGCGUUUCAAGCUCGAGAAACCAAAGCUGAGGCAUGUGAAGCGCGAGGAGAAACCGUUGCCCAGCAAGAGCUCCGAUAAUUUAGCCAAGAUUCGGCCAGUGCUGAAAAAGGUACCCAAAAUCGAUGAAAUACUCAAAGAACCCAAAGAAGAACCCAAGCCCGAAUUCAAGACCAAAACCCUGAGGAAAGCGCCCUCAAUUAAAAAUGUUCCAGCGCCGCCACCGCUGCCAUCGCUGGUGCCUAAGGCGCCCCCACCGCCACCACCACCAUUGGCGCCCGGCGAGAAACGCUCACUUACCGAUUCGCAAAAGCAAAGGAUCGAGAAGCUCAAAACGAGACCGCGCCGUCGUCCCGACUGGUCCGAGAUGAUGAAGGAGGUGGAGAGCGGCAAGAAGCUGCGUCAUGUGGCAUGCAACGAUAGAUCUCAGCCCAUAUUGACAUGCAAAUCGAUGACCAAAGUGGAUGACAAGUUCAUCUAUGAGACUGAGAAGGAUAACUCGCACAACAAGCUGCUUAAGCAGAUCCAGGGUGGUAUCCGUUUGAAACCCACAAGGACAAACGAUCGCAGUAAACCGAUAUUGGAGGGUCUGCGCAAGUUCCGUCGCCAGAUGACCAUCGAGGAGCAGCUGCAUAAGUCGCAGUCAAAGAUCAAUAUGCUAAGCGAGGCGCCCAGCAGCCAUGCCCUGGGUCCAAACAGUGCCGCAGCAAUGGGCGCGGGCGGAUCGAGGCCCAGCAUCGCCUCGGCCAUGUCCAUCGAUGAGGAAAGUCCCGAUGAGCUGGAUGACAUUGAUAAGAUACGCGAUGAUCUGCAGAGCACCAAGCAAAUGUUGGCGCUCGAGCUACGCAACCGGGAGGCGCAGGAUCGGGAGAGCAAGAAGCUGAUGGCCAAAAUACGCACCCUCGAAACGGAACUGGAACGUGAGAAAUCACGUGAGAAGAAUCUGGAAUAUGGCUCGAAUGUGAUUGUGGCCACCAUGGAUCCAACGCCCACAACGGAACAGGCGUAUGUCAAUUCGCUGAAACGUGAAGUCGACGAUGCGCGCAAGGUGUCCAAGGAGGUGGAGAAGAACUACCACGACACCAGCGAACUCCUAGUCGAGGCCAAAACGGAAAUCGAGGAACAAAAGCGACAGAUACAAUUGCUCGAGCGCAAAUUGGCAGCUGCACUGCAGGGCAAUACGACUCCAAGCACUAACAGACCGCAUAUUAGUUUUCGCUUUGCUUACGACGAUGACGAUGACGAUGAUUACUACGACCAGAUGAACUGUAAUCAUCACGGUUAUCAUCAUGGCCUGCACAAGGGCGGCUCAUUUGAUGGCUCACGAAGAGCGAGCGAGGCGCAUUUCGGAAGCGACAGUUCGCCGGAACUGGAGCCGGAAAGCGAAAGCGAUCCCGAUGAGCCCGAAGAGAAGAAGACAGAGCGACGUGAGAAGCGAAUGGGCAAGGAUGUGAAAAUGCUGCGCAGCAAGCUGACCAAGAUCAAGGUCAAGGAGGAGGCAGCCAAGAAGGAGAAGGAUGUGCUCAAGCAGGCCAUGAAGAAGAAUCAUGUUCUACUCAAGGAGGAAAACAAAAAGUUCAAGAAAUUGGAGAAGGAGGUGCAAAAGAUGGCAGCAUCAAUGAAGCUGGACGAAGAUGAGCUUGAUGCCGAUGGCGAAGCCGAAGAAAAGGAUGACGAAGAGGAGCCCGAAGAGGAGCACGAAGAAGAGCAAGAGUCCGAGGAGGAAUCUGAGGAAUCAGAAUCCGAAGAAAGCGGAGAGGAGUCCGGCAGUGAAUCCGAAGCGGAAGAUGCUGCCAAUUCAGUGAAGAAGGGCAAUUUGGAGCCGCGCGUGAAGAAGCACGAGAGUCGCUUCGCCGCUAUGAAGAAAUGCAAUGUGCUGCUGCAGGCCAAUGUUGAUAAUUUGCAGGAUCAAAUUUCACAGGUGCGCUCCCGGGCCACCAAUCUGCAGGAUGAACUGGAUGCUGUUAUUGCUGAUUUGGGCUUCUAAAUAGGCAAUAACAACAACAACAAUUCUCCUUCGUUGAAGCACAAGGAAUCGAAUGUACAACGUGUUUGUUUUCUGUUUACGUAGUGUUCCUUUAUUUUCAAUGUAUUUAAAUAUAAUUAUAUAUAUCGAAAUAUGUAAGUCCAAGGCACACUAUGUACAUAUGUAUUCACGAUCA